This is a messenger RNA of Perca fluviatilis (European perch), 4485 nucleotides long. RefSeq lists its product as uncharacterized. Lineage: Eukaryota; Metazoa; Chordata; Actinopteri; Perciformes; Percidae. The transcript is spliced from 4 exons. The record is from RefSeq and is a predicted model, not a curated record. Bases 1636 to 3051 code for a protein of 471 amino acids.
UAAACCAGAGCACUUUUUAUCCCAUCCCGGAAUGCUGUGUGGACUAGCCAGACCCUCCUUUGCAGCGCUGUGGAGGAAGGUCUGGCAAUGCGAGACUAUUGCAACGAAAGAGUGACUGUAAUGGAGUACUCCUACUUUGUUGGGCAGAUUUGACUUUUCUUUUGAGUACACUACACAAAUCAUCAUUCAGGGACUUGCAGCUUGAUUACGACAGGUAAUCCAUUACAGUUAACAUUAUUUAAUUUAAUUAACACUAUUUUAUUUUGGCACGCAGCUGGCAUCCAAUAUUUGAGAUUUCAUAGCAUCACAUUCACAAGCUGUCGUGAGGAAAGUAUGUUCAAGAGACAACAGACUUUAGCGGUGAUGUUUGUUGUGAAAAUAGUAAUGCCAAUUGAAUUUAGUAGUUUCUUGUGUUGUCACUCAAAUGUCGGAGCAUUCUGCGUAGUAUUACUGGUGACUGUAACAUAGAUGAAAAAUAGCAAAAGAAAUAGGCAAUUGUCUCAGGCGUGUUUCAAAUUAUAUAUAUAUAUAUAUGUUAGAAAUGAUUCACCUCUUUUUUCAGAAUUUAAAACUUUUGAUCAGUAUUUACUUGUCACUAUGUCAAGCUAUGGUGAGCCAUUUUUUUUUUUUACAUCAUUUCCUUGCAGCUGUCUGUUCCCACAUAACUUUAGAGAUUCACUCUCUUCCCUUUGAUAAAUUUGACCUUUUUUGUAAAUAUUUUCUAACAAAAGAAGGGAAUAUAUAUAUGUGAUAUAUUUUUGUCAGACAGACACAGACUGUAUGUUAUAACACUAUAUUAUAUUUGUUAAAAACACCAGCUCCAGUUUUUUUUUUAAUUAUCCAUCACUCAUAAGAAGAAGUUGUGAAAUUAGUAUUAUGUUUGUCCCACAUUAUCAGUAAAGGCAGCAAGGGCUAAUAAGCAAGUGUUUUUUCUCCCCCUUUGUGGAAAAGGUGUAAUAUGUCCCCUCAAUAAACAGUGUUCAGCCAGUAGGAUAACGUCAUGCAACAGGAAAUAAACUUUGAUUUGAAUUUUACUGUGUAAUGCUGCUGUUACUCAAUAAAUAUGCAAACAUGCUACAUGAUGGGAAGAAGCAGUGAUGCUGCUCUUGGUGCUACCAGUUAUUUUGCAUAUCUUACAUUUGAUACAUGGUAUGGUCACAUAUUGUAAAAAGGAAGGUUUCCAUGUCUUUUUUGUAUUUUUUAUUAUUAUGAAGCAGGUCGAGGUGCUAUAUAAAAACUGUAAGUAUCAAAACGCUCAGUCCACAGAGAAAUGCACACAGCCCGUGACUGUUAAGACCCUGGCACACCAAGCAGACGGCCAAGAGCUAGUAGUGACCUGGCGACGAAGAGCGACUGGGGUCGGUUAGAGUAAGGGGCUAGGGAAUGCAUUACGUCAAUGACAGGUCCCCACAAAGAUAGUGAGACGCACUGUGUGUGUGUUUGUGUGUGUGCUUGUGUAUGUUUGUGUGUGUGUAACCGUGACACACAUGGAAGUAGAAUGUAUAGAAUGUUCUACAGUUCCACAGGUGGAAUUGUGGCGUUCUACUCCAUUAUGACCAUUCUCUUCUAAAGUCACACUAUUAACUCAGCAGAGACACAGGGAACACAUCUACACAGACCUUCACAGAGUCAAUUAUGGAAAGAUUAGGAUACUUAACACAACAAACGGAACGUACAUCGUUGCUCCACAUGGAUAUCAAGAUUUCACCAGAUGAACUCGGAGAGGAGAGGUGCAGUGAUUUGGAGAUGCCUCUGCUCACAUCAGAGACUUUGGAUGAAGUGGUCAUGUUAUAUUUGGGGUAUAUCACAAACGAAAACUGGCUGUUGCUGGCAGAUGGCAGCAUUGAUUCUGCCACAGUCCUACUGCUGUCCGACCUGUGUUAUGAGGUUGUCCAGACGGUCUGCGACGAGGUCCUGGAUGUUGUGGCACCUCAGGUUAAUGACAAGACUUGGGGCCACAUUUCCAUGGAGAGUGCCAGCAACCCCAGCAACACUUAUGUCACAAUGUACCUGGGCGAGAGUGAAUCUCCACAAAGGGAGCAUAACUAUCACUCAGUGACAGUGGAGGAUAUCCAAGCCAGCCUUGGACAUUCACUUCACCAGUGUCUUGGAGAAGCGUUAGAAGUCGUAGAGGAGAGUUCUGACGACUCUGAACAGCUGCUGCAGCUGGUUGCAGAAGAGGUGGCCAAGAAGGUCAACCGCACACUGGCUGCUAUCACGCAGUCAGCCUCUUCCUCACCAUCGGAGGAAUCUGAUGAGUGGGUUACACCGCAAUCAACUAAACACAUGGUUUUUCAUGUUGCCAACAUACUGAGCAGAUGCGUGGUCCGGAAGUACGAGAUUAAUCCCCCUGAAGAAUUACGCCUGCUCAGCGUUUCACCUUGGGCCUCCAGUCCAGACGACGAGGGCAAGGUUGAGGACUUCUGUCUAGUGGAGUCACAGAGUUCAGAGCUAAGCGUUUCUGUGAGCUCAGUGUCUCCAGCCACUACCAAACAGGAGUUAUCCCAGGGAGAGAAGACCUUUCUGGCCAUGUUCCUUGGUAUGCUGCUGGACCACAUUGCCCUCUCCACCAAGACAUCCGUGAUGGACUUGAACUUUGAUGGAAUUUUGAAGAAUCUGACGAGGACUGUGGAAGAAACAGGUUUUACUCUCCCACAAACUGUUGGAAACCUCCACUGUACCAUCUUUAAGAAGCUUGGUCUGGAGUUUGGAUCCACAAAGCUGCUGCGAGCUGCCAUAGUGUCUGAAGGUAUGGCCUUCGAGGAGGCGGUUGCCAGGGAAUUGAGAGUGCAGCAGGAGAAAGCUGCGCAUAAAAAACCCAGCUUUGUUACAAACGUGAGGAGGAUUUUCAGAAGAAGAAGCAACAAAGUAGCUCCUGCGUGUGAAGUCGACACAUUCAACAGUCAAGUGGCUCUCCUGGAGAGUGAAUCGAUACCCCGGCAUCAGAAGAAACAGAAGGGCCCCGUCAUCAUCGGGAUGUUAUCUGCCGUGGCCAGGAUUCUGAAGAAGCCCUUCACCUCCUGCAUCAGCCGAGGAUCACCGGAUGACUAGCUCACGCAAGUAUCCAACAUUCAGGGCCAGUUGUACGUACAUUUUGCGAAUGUAGCGUUAUCAGCGCCAUGGCCAACCCGCAGAAAGCGCACGCUGUGAUAGUUCAGCUUUCGUCGUAUUUACCAGACCUGCAGUUCCUUGGGUAAUCAGCGCCUUUUUUCCGCCCACUAUACACUAUGUUGCGCUGUAGCAAAGCGUUAAGUACUUGUGCUGAGUGCAGACUGCGAUAUUCCCACUGCCGAUGCUAGGACCGUUUGAAAUGAUCCUGAUGCCAAUAUCUGUAAUGUAGCGAGGAGUUUAACAACUUCUGGAAUGGAAUGUGAACGGAAAAGCGCAAUUUGACAUUUUCAGUUCCCGCGACAGGCAGUGUGCGUUUCUACCUCAGUGCGGCCUGUUCGUACAUACCUCGCCAUGCUCUUAGGCGCACGUUGUGAAACAAAUACGCCAGAAGUGGGCGCAAAAGUGAUGUACAAAAGUACAUCUGGCCCUCAGUCUUUCCUCAAGAUCUUUUCUUUACUGCUUUGCCUUCAUCUUGAAAAACAUAAAACUUUAUAAUGACAUGGGUCAUUUUUCAAGAUGAAUGCACACGCUUAAAAACGAUGUGUAAGUUUGGUUUCCAAAAGUGUUUCUGGAGUUUGUACAGGACCUGAAACAAAAAUAAGCAGUGAAAAAUAUUGUUAGUAAACGGAAAAACUAAACUGAAAACUACAACCAAGGUUAAACAGUAGUACCUGGUUAAAAAAAAAAAUAACAGUACAAAAAAAUGAACAUGAGCUCAUUUCAGUUUUGGUUUUUUAGCUAUAGUAUUUCACUACCUAAAAAAGGAAAAUGAAUUUCCGUCAACUCUCGUGACAUUGAACCACAGAAAGUGAACAGACUUGACAUUCCAGGAGACGGCGCUGUUACACAAUUGCUUCACACCGGGCACUAAUGUAGCACAAAGAUUAAACAUUAAGGCCAUAACAAAAAAUUUUAAUAUGUAUUUGUGUCCAAAUGACAUAUACACAUCUUUUCGUAUUCCAUUUUGCCUGGUAACACUUCCAACACGCUUGCGUGUCGCGUGAAAAAUUUCUAGCAUGCCGCGCCUGAGACGUGCGUUUCAUGCAGGCAGUGUGCAAGCUCUAACCUGUUACCAUGGGAGCCGAAAUAUAAACGGACACGCCACGCAGCUGACACGCUCACACCACGCAGGCGGUGUGUGGCCGGCCUAAGAAAAUGUGAGCAGUGUGGCUCAGUGAGUCCUCAUUGGAAGAAGGUGGAGGAUUGACUUUCAGGCCUCUAUCCUCCCCCCCCCCCCUCCCUGUGCAUGUUGGGUUUUCCCCCGGGUGCUCCGGUUUCCUCCCACUAUCCAAAGACAUGCAGCCCAAUUGGAAUCUCUAAAUUACCCACACAUCUGCAUUUUGUCUGGACUUUAAUAAAUGCUGAUGAAUCUAA